Molecule: messenger RNA, 3639 nt
Organism: Onychomys torridus (southern grasshopper mouse)
Lineage: Eukaryota; Metazoa; Chordata; Mammalia; Rodentia; Cricetidae
Gene: Nt5c2
Product: 5'-nucleotidase, cytosolic II
Exons: 20
Coding region: 1333-2445 (370 amino acids)
Biological process (GO): adenosine metabolic process; IMP metabolic process
Molecular function (GO): 5'-nucleotidase activity
Source: RefSeq, a predicted model, not a curated record
GCCGACGCGCGACGGCUCGGCGUGGCGCUGGCGCAGCGCCGCCAGCUCGGCCUCGAGUGCGCGGUUCUGCGUCUCCAGCUGGUGCACCUUCUCGAUGAACACGGCGAAGCGGUCGUUGAGGCCCUGCAGCUGCUCCUUCUCGUUAGUGCGGAUGAUCUUGUACUCGUUGGUGCGCGCCGCCGCCUGGCUCAGGUCUAGUCCGUCGGACGCGGGCAGCCGGCGGUAGGCCAGGCCCAGGCCGAGAGACGAGGCCGAGGAGCAGGCGGCCGUGGAGGCCACAUUGCUGCGGGAUAGCGACUGGGAGCGGAAGCUUCCCGAGCCUCCGGGCCCGGAGAGGCGCGUGGACAGGCGCGAGCCGUCCCCGAACACCUUGCGGUAGGAGGAGGAGGAGCACAAGUAGUGCUCUGAUCCGAAGCUCAUGGUGCCGGGGUCGGGGCCGGGCGCACGGCUGCGGCGAGACCUAGCGAGGACGCGAAGAAUUCAUCAUUCAAAUAAAAUGACAACCUCCUGGAGUGAUCGAUUACAGAAUGCAGCAGAUGUGCCUGCUAACAUGGAUAAACAUGCCUUGAAAAAGUAUCGGCGAGAAGCCUAUCACCGGGUGUUUGUGAACCGAAGUUUAGCCAUGGAAAAAAUAAAGUGUUUUGGUUUUGAUAUGGAUUAUACCCUUGCUGGAGAGCCAGUGUAACUCCUUCAAGACUGGAGUGGCACAUACUACCUGCGUCUGCCUCAUUGUACAAAUCUCCGGAGUACGAAUCCCUUGGCUUUGAGCUUACUGUGGAGAGACUAGUUUCCAUUGGCUAUCCUCAGGAGCUGCUCAGUUUUGCAUAUGAUUCUACAUUCCCUACCAGAGGACUUGUCUUUGACACACUCUAUGGAAAUCUUUUGAAAGUUGAUGCCUAUGGAAACCUCUUGGUUUGUGCACAUGGAUUUAACUUCAUAAGAGGACCAGAAACUAGAGAGCAGUAUCCAAAUAAAUUUAUCCAACGAGAUGACACCGAACGGUUUUACAUUCUGAACACACUGUUCAAUCUUCCAGAGACCUACCUGUUGGCCUGCCUAGUAGAUUUUUUUACUAAUUGUCCAAGAUAUACCAGUGAAUUUAGUGCUAGUGAGAGAUGCUACAUUGCCAGCCUGAGAGAUGGACAGCAGCAGCAGCUCCAUGCAGGCUCUCACCUCCCACACGGCCCCUCUUCUUGCCAGUGUGCUGCAGCCAUGUUUGGAAGGGACCACUUCUGAUUGGCUUCUCCUGGGAGUGAAGACGGCCAGCAGAGGUGCUAAUUGUGACAACUGAGUGGGAGUUGUGACACAGGAUUUAAAGAUGGGGACCUCUUUAUGUCCUACCGGAGCAUGUUCCAAGAUGUGAGGGAUGCAGUUGACUGGGUCCAUUACAAGGGCUCCCUUAAGGAAAAGACAGUUGAGAAUCUUGAGAAGUAUGUAGUCAAAGAUGGGAAAUUGCCAUUGCUUCUGAGCCGGAUGAAGGAAGUAGGGAAAGUGUUUCUUGCCACUAACAGUGACUAUAAAUACACAGAUAAAAUCAUGACUUACCUGUUUGAUUUCCCACAUGGACCCAAGCCUGGGAGCUCCCAUCGGCCAUGGCAGUCUUACUUUGAUCUGAUUUUAGUGGAUGCACGGAAACCGCUCUUUUUUGGAGAAGGCACAGUACUACGUCAGGUGGAUACUAAAACUGGAAAACUGAAAAUUGGUACCUAUACAGGCCCCCUGCAGCACGGCAUCGUCUACUCAGGAGGUUCCUCUGAUACAAUCUGUGACCUGUUGGGAGCCAAGGGGAAAGACAUUUUGUACAUUGGAGAUCACAUUUUUGGAGACAUUUUGAAGUCAAAGAAACGGCAGGGGUGGAGAACUUUCUUGGUGAUUCCUGAGCUUGCACAAGAGCUCCAUGUCUGGACUGACAAGAGUUCACUUUUUGAAGAACUUCAGAGCUUGGAUAUUUUCUUGGCUGAACUCUACAAGCACCUCGACAGCAGUAGCAAUGAGCGUCCAGACAUUAGUUCCAUCCAGAGACGGAUUAAGAAAGUAACUCAUGACAUGGACAUGUGCUAUGGGAUGAUGGGAAGCCUGUUCCGCAGUGGCUCCCGGCAGACACUCUUUGCCAGUCAGGUGAUGCGGUAUGCUGAUCUCUACGCGGCGUCUUUCAUCAACCUGCUGUACUACCCCUUCAGCUACCUCUUCAGAGCUGCCCAUGUCCUGAUGCCUCAUGAGUCAACAGUGGAGCACACACAUGUGGAUAUCAAUGAGAUGGAAUCUCCUCUCGCCACCCGGAACCGCACGUCCGUGGAUUUCAAAGACACCGACUACAAGCGACACCAGCUUACAAGGUCCAUUAGUGAGAUUAAGCCCCCCAACCUCUUUCCACUGGCUCCCCAGGAGAUUACACACUGCCAUGAUGAAGAUGAUGAUGAAGAGGAGGAGGAAGAGGAAGAAUAAGGAGGCAAACUGAAAGCCUUAGCACCAGUCCACAAGUCUGGCAGGACUCACGCACGGGACAAGGGUGGCCUUGUUUGGAUUCUAUUAGGGAGGGUGGGAGGACCUCAUCAAAGUACAUUUGGAAAGUUUCUGAAGGCUUUAAAUAAUUCUAAUCAUAGCUACUCACUUCAGUUUUGUGUAUCUGUACUCCUGCAGAUUGUGCAGAACUGUAGGAAGAACAGGUCCAAAGUCAGGUGGAGCUGCAUGCAGAUGGCACCCCUGUGGUUGUGAUAGUGUCUUCCUCAUCGGUGUGUCAUCUGCAUACACUAGGGGUAGGAAAGGGUUGCAGAGCCGGGAGCCUGGUGGGAAAAGGUGAGCCUCAGUGCCGCAUUCCUACAAACCCCACUUUUCCAGUGUUAUACAGUGCUGUCCAUCAGUGGAGAGAUACCUUGUGUUCAUUAUCAAGUGUAGUCCUCUGUCAGGUCAAGUUUCCUUCCGUCAGCUUCUGGGUUUCUUCUGUGGCCCUGGCCAGGCUGCUGCUGUGUGGUGCCUUUGUGGGUUUCUGUCUGGAAAGUGGUUCUCGACUAGACUGGAGGGUUGAAUUUGAGACAAGUCCUCCUUGCUACAUUUUUAAAGAUUGGUAGCACAAUGCUUUUUGUUAGGUAAAAACAAUCCUUUUGGGGAAUGUAGGUGAGGACAGAAAGGUUCCCAGAGAACAGCAGCUGCUGCUUUUGGCAGCUCUGCCGCCAUCAGCAUGGGCUGCAGGAGUGCCCUGCUCCCGCCCACACAGAUCGGAAGGGGCGCUAUAGCAAAGGUACAGUCAGAAUCUGUUCCCUGGAGAAUCCUGCGUGCGGGAAAUGACUUCCUGCUCGGAAUACAGCAAGAGCCUGUGAAUAUGAAGGCACAUGACUACCCUGCCAGUGCAGGGAGGUGCCCACACUUGGAAGGGUUUUAUAGAGUCUGCUUUUAACUCUCAGCUCUUUUCUUCCAUCCUUGGCCCUGGUCACUAGGGUACUGGCUGCUCUAGAGCUCAGGGAAGUGUAUGUCUAAUGCUGACAUCUGCCCGUGUGAGGGACAACUGCCACAGCCGUUGUUGGGCCUCAGGUGGCUUUAGGGUUGGCUAAGGGAAAUGACAUUCUCAAAAUUGCUAACUAUAUCUGUAUUACUUUUAGUUAAAGAACAUGUGUUUCAUAGGUAUAAAGAUUUUUUCACCAA